AUGAUUCUCGAAUUACCUGGUGUUAAAAUUCGAUUAACCAAAUGGGGUGCUGAAGAGGUUAAAAAUGUUGGUGUUAAAGUGCUUGGUGAGGAAAUCUCUCAAUUGAAGGGUUUCCGUUUUUUACACUCAUUCGCUGAGCGAGGAAUUGUUGGAAGAGUACUAUUAUACGAUGUAAUGGUAUUGCAUUAUUCUCCACCACAAUUCGAUUCAUUAAAUUUUUAUCCACCUUCUUAUGUUAUAUUGCAACUCGAACGAAUGGAUAUUGCGUUAUUUUUCCUUUUUUUUAGAACCUUGUAUCGUGAUUAUAGAUUAACUGGACGCUUCGUAAGUGAUGUUGGGUUAAUUACCACUUCUGGUUCGGUUGUUGGAGAAAUACGUCAAAUGUCGGUAAAAUUGACAACAGAUUUCAAAGCAGCUCCGGACGGCCUGAUGCAAGUCAAGGUUAAUGCAGAACAUAUAGUUGUGGAAUGUGCGAAUAAUAUUGCAUAUAGUCAUUUUUCAAUUAAUGUUGAUGGACCCCUCAGUGGCCUUAUAAGAAUGAUUGAAGUAAAUUUUUGA
Molecule: messenger RNA, 558 nt
Organism: Dracunculus medinensis (Guinea worm)
Lineage: Eukaryota; Metazoa; Nematoda; Chromadorea; Rhabditida; Dracunculidae
Source: the annotation of a GenBank genome assembly